AUGCGGAAGCCGACCAAUGGAUUAAGUAGACCAACCCGUAAACUCUGGCGUGAUGGAAUACUUGAUCUCGAUCGCGAGUUGUCUGGGUUCUUCUGUGCGAUAACGGGCAUGCUCGAACGCAAGUUACUCGAUGGGGUCGUGCCCUCCUUGUUUGCAAUACCUUCGCGAGGCUAUGCUACACAUGCGAACCCCACGAAGAUCCAAGACUACACCGUCGUUGUAGGGUCGAGACCGUGGAGUAUACGUUUAUGCAGAAAGAGUGAAUGGCCGUGCAGGCCCGUGUCAGUGCCGCUUCUCGAGAAGAUUUUUGCACAGGGUCAAGGGUUCGCAACGUCGAAGGAUGUGGUACGAUCGAAUCCGCGUGUACUAGGAUGCCCCGUGUCAAAGUCACUCGCGCUUGUUCCAGGUUUCUCUUGUCAGGUGGUGUAUCGGUGA
Molecule: messenger RNA, 435 nt
Organism: Peniophora sp. CBMAI 1063
Lineage: Eukaryota; Fungi; Basidiomycota; Agaricomycetes; Russulales; Peniophoraceae
Source: the annotation of a GenBank genome assembly